UCCGAGAGUUCUCCGCUAUCUAAAGUUUGGAGAGGAUCUUUCUUCCAGCAUGGGGGACAUCGAGGCUCCCAGCAGCUCCAGCGGGCCGCGCCAGUCCGCCCUGCUCUCGCUUCUCCCGAGCAAAGAGUUCGCCACAUCCCGGAAAGGAAUGCUGCUCAUUGCUGAAGUGGCUCUUUCCUUCAUAUCUUUUUUUUGCUUCGCGGCGUCAGCAGCAGCUGCCUUCGUGACCGUCCCCCUGCUGGAGUUCCUGGCUGCUGUUUUCGUAUUGUUUGCUUACUCGACCAAAUUCAACGAGAGGUUUAAAGGCUUCUGCUGGCCUCUCAUGGAUUUCAUGAGAUGUGUGACUGCUGCCAUUAUCUAUUUCAUUGUCUCCAUAAUGGCAGUGUCCAAAUAUGUGGACGGCUCCUCCAAAGCUGCAGGGAUAUUCGGGUUUAUCGCCACCAUUGCCUUUGCCAUAGAUUUUUAUCUCAUUUUUAAUGAGCUGGCCACUUUCUUAAAGCAAGGAGGGGGGUCCAAUGAGGAGCCCUCAGGACAGCAAGAUGAUAUUUCAGACUCAGACUCGGACUGAAAUCUCAGGGAUCGUCGCCAGGAGAUGUUUCAUCUCAACAUUUGUGAAGAGGUACCAGUGCUGGGCUGCCAUUUGCAAAGACCUUCAAGAGUCUCAUUAUUCCAAAAUGCCGCGUUAAAACCGUUAACGGCAGAAAUCACAACAGCACAACAGGAUCAAAAUGUUUUUAUUUUGGUUCAUUUCACGCUUCUGUUUGUAGUUGUGGAAAUCUGGAGACCUGUAUAAAAGUUCUGUGGCACAUUUCUGACACUAUUCGUGUCACCAGUGCUUUCUGAUAUUCCCAUUUAGUUUAUAGAAAUAACACAGCUCAUGUCUCAUACUGGGUGUCUUAUCCACAUGCAGUUAUCAAAAAAUAUCCACUUUUCCCAAAUCCCUGCUGAUACUUCGUAAAGCUGUGAAACUGUCCUGUCUCUUUUCUUUUUUUUAGUAGUUGUAUAAUCAAAAUAAGGAAGCAAAUAUCUAAACCUGAAAUCAUGACUAAAACUGAUUUUUGAAAACUUCUUAUGACCGUGUUUUAAACUAAGUCAAACUAAAACGCUAGAUUAAUGGCCUUAACAAAUAAAUACUUACUAACUCCUUCAUAAUUUUAUAAAAUCAAAGCUGUUCAGAUCUUAUUAUGUGGAAGUGAUAAAAUAAUACGUGACAUACAGUUAACAGAGUUCAGAUUAAAACCUGCAUGUGCUGUACAUAGACGAGGAGAUUGGUUGGCUGGUUACAACCUAACUUUUGUAAAUCUACAGGAAUGUGUUUUCAGUCAUUUGAGGAUGGUGUGUGAAGACUGUUGUAUCUUCUUAUGUUUUAACACCUCGGUAACGGUGACAUGCUGUACUCCAUGGCAGCCUGUUAAUGAUUGUGUGAUGCUGUGUUUAUGUCCCAGGUACAUUUCGUUUGGGCAAAAUUAAAAAAGAAAGAAAUGAUGCUACACUUCCAGACUUUGCAGCCUGGCCAGCCAUACCCAUUAUCUGACAUAAUUCUCUCUUGGGAAAUAGCUCUGGUACCCCUCCCAUACACAGCUACUUCCACUGGUACAAAACGUACCAAACCUUUCACAGAGUGGACAUGUGGGUUUUAAAAAAUUACUCAUAUAGUAGCAUCUAAGAGCCAGAAAAACCAACCAAAAUAGCUGUAAAAUCCUUAAUAAUUCCAGGAAUCAAGUUUUACUGCAAAACUGACAACAGUCAUUCACCAGCGUUUCUAUUCUAGAUCACGUUAUUUGGAUGCAUUUUCUUGUUUAUUUUUGAUACUAGUGUGUGGUUGUGUGCCUGUCCAGUGGUAUUCAGAGGUAUUUUCUUCUGCGUUCAUCGGUACAAUCCUGCAGAGAUCAAAGUUGAAUCCAGAGGAACUACAAUAAUUCUUUGAAGUAAAGAAUGAAGACAGCUGGCUCGGCUAGAACUUUCCCUUUCAACCCAAAGUUACAGAGACCAUCUAAUCAUAUGUUUCAGUUCCUCUGCUGUAUCUUUCUGCCUCAACAAGUCUAGAUUAUGCAGUAUUUCUUUGAGAAAAUCUAAAUAGAAAUUGUGUGACUACAUUUCGAUUCUGCAUGUUUUUUCAUUGUUCUCCUUAUCCACCUCUCCCGAUGCACGAGAGAGCGUCACUGUCUGGUCAUGUGAUACAAACUGCACAAUGUGAUUGUCAAAAUGAUGCUGACUGCAAAUUGGAGUAAUUAAUCCAGUGUAAAACUCUGUGGCAUCUUUGUGUGUAGUAAGGCUAUA
Cololabis saira (Pacific saury) is the source of this 2280-nucleotide messenger RNA. It is a transcript of the gene cmtm3, whose product is annotated as CKLF-like MARVEL transmembrane domain containing 3. Gene Ontology annotation, cellular component: membrane. NCBI's taxonomy places the organism in Eukaryota, Metazoa, Chordata, Actinopteri, Beloniformes, Belonidae. Bases 50 to 568 code for a protein of 172 amino acids. The record is from RefSeq and is a predicted model, not a curated record. The transcript is spliced from 5 exons.